AUGCCUUCCAACAAAAAUGUCCAAGGUGGGAAAGCCUUCGGGUUGCUGAAGGAGCAGCAGAGGCAAAAACUGGAGGAGAUAAACAAGGAAUACCUGGAAGACCAGAAAUACAGGGAUGAGGACGACCUGGCAGAAAAACUGGAAGGCUUCAAAAAUAAAUAUGCCGAGUUCGACCUGAAUGACCAAGGAGAGAUCGAUCUAAUGGGUCUGAAGCGGAUGAUGGAGAAGCUCGGGGUGCCCAAGACUCACCUGGAGUUGAAAAAAAUGAUCGUUGAGGUGACGGGCGGCAGCAGCAGCAACACCAUCGACUACAGGGACUUUGUCAAGAUGAUGCUGGGAAAGCGCUCCGCCGUGCUCAAACUAGUUUUGAUUUUUGAAGACAAAGCCAACGGAGCAACCUGCAAACCAGACGGACCCCCUCCAAAGCGGGACAUCGCCAGCCUGCCUUAAGGAUACGACGACAGGCUUCAAACUCUGGAGCAGAGGGACCAUCUGUGGUUACGCGGUAUAGCGUGGGGUGUUGUGUUAACAUGGGACCAGUGAACCAGGGUGUUAUUUUGUUCAUGUAUGACGUGUAUGAGGUUUCUGUUGUUUGGAAGACGGAGCCCAAAACUCACAAAGUGAUGUCUUGACUGUGAAUAUUUUUCAUGUUUUUUUUGUUUUUUUCCUUUAAAUCAAAUGUAGCAGUGAUAGUUAUAAAUGUAAUCUGAUGGAUAAGACACAUUUUUUUACUAAGCAUUUCAUGGUUGUAUUUUAAGGGAAAAGCAUAUUUCAUAUAUUUUAGAGAGAUUCAGUUUAACCAUAUGAGAGAGAAGGACGCUUUUGGAGAAGCACAAGAUGCGAAGAAGUUUUCCAAUAUCUUCACUAUCCUCAGUAGUCUUUCUCAGAACACUUGCCAGGCUAAUCUUGGUCAGCGUAUCACUUCAGAUGAGGUGCCAGAGCAUACAGGGCCAGCCUGUUUCCUCUGGAUCGUCAGCCCAUGAAGCCCAAACGCGGAUCUGGAACACGUAAUUGAGGUAUCUGAAAGCGAUAAUCAUUUGAAAGUGAGUGCGCUGCUAUGUGCUUUAAAUAUUCACUCGCAUUAGCUGGAGACAAAAGUAGGAGAUUGAGUUAAAGAAUAAC
Molecule: messenger RNA, 1122 nt
Organism: Menidia menidia (Atlantic silverside)
Lineage: Eukaryota; Metazoa; Chordata; Actinopteri; Atheriniformes; Atherinopsidae
Source: the annotation of a GenBank genome assembly